GCCCAAAACAAGUUUUCAUGACCCAAGUCUUUUAUCACUCUCCUGGUGUUGCGGUUGCUCAACCUAACAAACAUUUACCUCUCUCGCUCUCUCUCUGUCAUCGAAAAGCCAUUUCCUGAUUCCAUCCACUUGUGUCUGUAAGAUGUCAAACUGUACUGUGGAGUCCACCACGGUUGAAACCAGUGAUGGAGUCAAGCUCCAUGCGCGGCUCUUCAAACCGGGAGAAGAAAUCAAGGGCAACUUGGUGGUUGUUCUUGUCCACCCAUACUCAAUCUUGGGUGGUUGUCAGGGCCUCUUGAAAGGAAUAGCAGCUGGGUUGGCGGAGAAAGGCUACAGGGCUGUCACCUUUGAUAUGAGAGGCGCUGGGAAGUCAAGUGGGAGGGCUUCUCUCACUGGGUUUGCGGAAAUCAAGGAUGUUAUUGCUGUCUGCAAGUGGGUCUGUGAGCAUCUGUCUGUGGACAGGAUUUUGUUGGUGGGCUCUUCUGCAGGCGCACCAAUUUCAGGAUCUGCAGUUGAUCAUAUUGAACAAGUUGUGGGCUAUGUGAGUCUAGGGUACCCUUUUGGCAUGACUGCCUCGAUCCUUUUUGGGCGGCACCACAACGCUAUCCUGCAGUCCCCAAAGCCAAAACUCUUUGUCAUGGGAACUCGGGAUGGGUUUACUAGCGUUAAUCAGCUGAAUAACAAGUUGAGUUCUGCAGCAGGGCGUGUUGAAACCCAUUUGAUAGAAGGGGUAAGCCACUUCCAAAUGGAAGGGCCUGCUUAUGAUGCUCAGAUGGUGAAUCUUAUCCUUGAAUUUGUUGCUUCAUUGUAGUAAAUAUCAUCCAGCUCACUGAAUUAUGAUUGGGUUUACUUCUGCUUUGUAUGUAUGUGCUGAUUCACCAUCUUUGUUCAAUUGCAGGAUUAGAUUGUUUUUU
Corylus avellana is the source of this 914-nucleotide messenger RNA. Its product is annotated as alpha/beta-Hydrolases superfamily protein. NCBI's taxonomy places the organism in Eukaryota, Viridiplantae, Streptophyta, Magnoliopsida, Fagales, Betulaceae. The record is from RefSeq and is a predicted model, not a curated record.